This is a messenger RNA of Cavenderia fasciculata, 1659 nucleotides long. RefSeq lists its product as uncharacterized. The transcript has 2 exons. NCBI's taxonomy places the organism in Eukaryota, Evosea, Eumycetozoa, Acytosteliales, Cavenderiaceae. The record is from RefSeq and is a predicted model, not a curated record. Gene Ontology annotation, molecular function: cysteine-type endopeptidase activity. The coding region runs from base 1 to 1659 and encodes 552 amino acids. Gene Ontology annotation, cellular component: lysosome. Gene Ontology annotation, biological process: immune response.
AUGAAGUUGUUAUCAACCCUAUUCUUUUUCAUUGUUGUUUCUGCUAGUAUCAUAAACUGUCAACCAACAUUAAAUGAACCACCUCCACAAUAUGUAAUUCAAGGAACAUUUUCAAUUCCAUAUGCAAAUGUUACUAUACCAGUAACACUAGUUUAUGAUUCAAUUAAUAAUCGUCAAUAUUAUGAUUAUUAUGAUGGAUUGGAUAUUCAAUUGAAUCUUUGGAACUCGAAUUUGAGUUAUACAAUCACUCCACAGGUAUACCAUCUUGGAUGUUCGGUCAAUGAGUAUGCUGGUCAACUCACUCCUAUUCUUCCAGUCAAUGCAAGUGAUUGGGUAUUCAACGGAACUGCCAAUAUCAAUGGACAACAAGCCAACACCUUUAUGCUCAAGACUGUCAUGUAUGGAAAGCCAAACUACUAUUACAUGAGUGUAGAUGUCAACGAUGGUACUCCUCUCCAAUACUAUAUCGAUGGAGAGAACCUUAUCCUCGGUCCAAGCCAUCCAGAUGUUUACAUUUUAAACAUUACCUUCUUUUCAUCUGAUAUUUCAGACUAUGAAUACGUGUUUACUCCACCUUCAUUUGUUAUUUGUGAAAUGUCACAAGAUUCUUGGUCAGGUGAAGAAAUCAAAGAAAAUGAAAAGAAAAAUAAGGAUUGUACAUUUGAUCCACACCAUAUUGUCAAUCAUGCCAAGGAAAAGGAAUCAAACUAUCAAGUAUCGUUUGAAGAAUUUAAGAAAACACACAACAAACAAUAUAACCAUCAACACCAACACAACCAUAGAUUCAAUCUAUACAAGAAUAGAUUACACAAUAUUAUUCGACAUAAUCACAAAUCUGACAAGACCUUUAAGAUGGGAAUGAAUCAUUUUGGUGACAAGACGGUUGACGAAUUGAUGGGAAUGACAGGUCAAAGAAAUGGAAUGCAACUUGACUCUGAACUCUAUGAAAAGGCUGAAAUCCAUGUACCAAAAGUUGAUCUAAAAGAUUUACCUGCAUCUGUAGAUUGGAGACAGUCUGGUUGUGUUUCACCAAUCAAGGAUCAAUCGAUAUGUGGAUCAUGUUGGGCGUUUGGUUCGAUUGCAGCUUUGGAAAGUCAAAAUUGUGUUGUCAAUGGUCAAUUGGUAGAACUCUCUGAACAACAAUUGGUAGAUUGUAGUUACCAACAAGGAUCAGAAGGAUGUGAUGGUGGAUCUGCCUAUGGAGCAUACGAGUAUGUUAUGGUAAAUGGAGGUAUCUCGACUGAACAAGUCUAUCCAUACACAUCAGAGAAUGGGUAUUGUCUUGUCAAUCAUAGAUCGUCUGGUGUACAGAUUCAAGGAUACAUUAGAAUUCAAAAUGGUUCAGAAGCCGACCUUCAAGAGGUUAUUGCAACGAUUGGACCUGUUACAGGAGCCAUUGACACUCAUCUUGGUAUUGAUCCAGACUUUUAUUUCUAUCAAUCUGGUGUAUACUCUUCACCCAUAUGUACAUCCUGGAGCUACGACCAUCAAAUUCACAUCAUUGGUUAUGGCACCUACCAAGGAACAGAUUAUUGGCUAAUUAGAAACUCCUGGUCUACUCAUUGGGGUAUGUCCGGAUUUGCGAUGAUGCUCAGAAACUCCGAUAAUUCAUGUGCCAUUGCUACCGAUGCUGUUUAUCCAGUUGUUAUUAAACAAUAA